GGCCUCUUAUCGAUAGACGUGCUCUCCCGUCCCCUUGUCAGAUCUCGUUUCUGCUUCAGCUUCAUCCUUAUCACCAUUAUUCUUUCUGUUUUUCUUUUUCAUAAAACAGCGAAUGAAUUGAAGCUUCGUGGACUCUUUCUAUCUAUCUUCUCUUUUUCUUUUAAGACAAGGAUCAAAGCAAACUCAAGGGGUUUGUCGGAUUUUCGGCUUUUUGUUCAGUGGUUAAAUCUGAAGUUUUUAGAACAGUUCCAUGGCCUUUGAGCAAUAUUAUGCUCAAGAAUGGAAGACCAUCCCCAGUGCUUCAACAUCUGAGAAUUUGAAUGGUAGCUUUGACUGCAAUAUCUGCUUAGACUUUGCACAUGAGCCGAUUGUCACUCUUUGCGGCCACCUCUACUGUUGGCCCUGCAUCUAUAAGUGGCUUCAUGUCCAGAGUGACUCCCUCGCUUCAGAUGAGCACCCACAAUGCCCAGUUUGCAAAGCUGAUAUAUCCCACACUACCAUGGUUCCCCUUUAUGGUCGGGGCCAAUCUGAACCUGAGCUUCCAGGCAAGGCACUUUAUAGGGGUAUGGUGAUACCCCCUAGACCACCUGCUUGGGGUACCCGAGCUCUGUUAUCAACUACAUCCCCGAAUGGUGAGCAGCUUCCUUAUCGAAGUCCUUAUCAGAAUCAAAACAACAACCCCCAUGCUUACUAUGAAGGGAAUUCCUCCUCACCAUUGCUGAACCUCGGAGGCACCACUAUGACCGGAUUACAUCAUCCGGUAAUAGGGAUGUUUGGAGACAUGAUAUACGCAAGGGUGUUUGGAAACUCAGAAAGCUUGUACACUUACCCAAACUCAUAUCAGCUAACGCGAAAUGGUAGCCCCAGGUUGAGAAGGCAUGAGAUGCAGGCUGACAGGUCACUCAAUAGAAUUUCAAUUUUCCUCUUCUGUUGUUUUCUUUUGUGCCUCAUCGUAUUUUGAGCUUCUCUUUUACCCUUUUUUUUUUUUUUGUAUAUUUUGUAAAGAAUCACGAUGUAAACUUAUAUACGGUAUAGCCAUAUAGCAUUGAUAAGAUCAUAUUAUAUUUUAUAUGAAAUUUGAUAUGCCAUUUUCAUCCAUUAGUAUCGGAAGCUCCAAAAAAGAGCUACAAAAAUAAAUUAAUUUAAAUUCUGAAUUCAACUUUCUCAACAAUCCUUACCCUCUCAUUAAUCAUUGCAAGAGUUUUUUUUUUUUUUAUUCCACGAAUUAAGAUGAAGGCAAAUUCCCCACCAACGUGUGCUUUAGUCAGUG
Molecule: messenger RNA, 1270 nt
Organism: Durio zibethinus
Lineage: Eukaryota; Viridiplantae; Streptophyta; Magnoliopsida; Malvales; Malvaceae
Product: E3 ubiquitin-protein ligase RMA1H1-like
Biological process (GO): ubiquitin-dependent protein catabolic process
Cellular component (GO): endoplasmic reticulum
Molecular function (GO): ubiquitin protein ligase activity; metal ion binding
Source: RefSeq, a predicted model, not a curated record